AUGGCUGUCUUCAACAACCUGAGCGGGAAUUGGCUCAUUGCCACCAUCACUGUGGUCAAUGCAGCAUCCAUGUCAUGGUUCGGCUACGAUCAAGGAGUCUUCUCCGGUGUUUUGAUAUCUUCCGACUUCAAAUACUGGUUCCCCGAAACGAACAAGGCCAACAUCUCCGGCAUCACGUCGAGUUGCUUCUCUCUGGGAGCCUUCUGCGGGGCGAUCUUCGCUUUCACCCUCGGUGACAAACUCGGCCGCAAGAAGACUAUUUCCCUCGGACUGAUCUGCAAUGCUGUUGGAGCCAUCCUCCAGAUCGUGUCAUGGCAUUUGCCACAGAUGAUCAUUGGCCGCAUCAUCAAUGGCUUCGGCAUGGGUCUCACGUCCUCGACUUGUCCUGUCUUCCAGGCCGAAUGUUCGCGUCCAAAUGUCCGCGGCAAGCUCGUUGUUGUUCAGUCUCUUUGUAACACAGCCGCUUUCUGUCUCGCCAACUGGAUGAACUACGGCCUCUACUUUACUGGUGGUGCGCUUCAGUGGCGUUUCCCGCUGGGCUUCCAGCUCAUCUUCCCCGUCAUCGUCUCUAUUGCUCUUCUCUUCGUGCCUGAGUCUCCACGCUGGCUACUACUCCAAGAUCGUCAUGAAGAGGCGCUAGAGGUCAUUGCCCGUCUCGAGGGCAAGGGUGUCAGCAUUCACGACGAGCGUGUCACAGCCGAGUUUCUCUCCAUCCGCACUGCCAUCCACCAGGAGCGCAAAGAGCGAGUGCCGACAAAGGACGUUCUUCUCUUUCGCGACAAGACUCAGAACUUCCGCCGGCUUCUCUUGUCGGCUGGAACUCAAUUCAUGCAGCAAUUCAGCGGAGUCAACGCCUUGGGCUAUUACCUCCCCACUCUUUUGCAGCAGAGUGUCGGCUUCGACCAACAGAUGGCGCGCUUGAUGACGGGAGUCAACGGCACUAUUUAUCUAUUUGCCGCGUUCUGCUGCUUGUUCAUCAUUGACCGGUUUGGCCGUCGCAAGAUGAUGCUGUAUGGAUCCAGUACUAUGGGCUCAUGUUAUCUCAUUGCCUCCAUGUGUCUUCGCGCUGGCCAGACUGGCCAGGCUGACAAGAAGCAAAUGGGAAACGUCACUACCGCCAUGUUCUUCAUGUACUACUUCUUCUACGGCACCAGCUUUGCCAAGGUACCAUGGGUGUACAAUUCCGAAAUCAACUCGCUUGGCUGGCGCACUCGCGGCGCCGCCGCCGCUACGGCGACAAAUUGGCUUGGAGGCUUCAUAGUGACUCAAUUUACCAAGGUUGGAGUCGAUAACCUCAUGUGGCGUUUCUAUCUGAUGUUUGCAAUCAUCUGCUGGGCGUACCUCCCUGUUGUUUGGGCACUAUAUCCCGAAACCUCCCGUCGAACCCUCGAAGACAUGGACGAAAUCUUCAUGUCGAACCCGAGCCCCUUCGUUUUCAACAACCGGGACCUGACUCAGCGCAGGCGUCCUCAGGCUUUUAUCGACGCUGAAGCCCGCCGUAUUGACGAGGGCGCUACGUCGGAGGUUGGACAAGGGGUUCUUGAGCAUAAGGACUUGGAGAACGUCAAGGCUGCGCACGUUGAGGCAUCACAGCGCGUCUAA
This is a messenger RNA of Thyridium curvatum, 1602 nucleotides long. RefSeq lists its product as uncharacterized. Gene Ontology annotation, biological process: carbohydrate transport; transmembrane transport. The record is from RefSeq and is a predicted model, not a curated record. Lineage: Eukaryota; Fungi; Ascomycota; Sordariomycetes; Thyridiales; Thyridiaceae. The transcript is spliced from 4 exons. The coding region runs from base 1 to 1602 and encodes 533 amino acids. Gene Ontology annotation, cellular component: membrane. Gene Ontology annotation, molecular function: carbohydrate:proton symporter activity.